AUGUCAGGAGCUUACUCAGGUCUACAGGCAAGAAUCAAGGAGGUUAAUCCACUAGCUGAGUAUUCUCCAUGUGCUGCACACUCUCUAAAUUUGGUUGGUAGUUGUGCAGCAAAUUGUUGUAAAGAAGCCUGUCAUUUUUUUGAACUGUUACAAGCAGUAUACUGUUUUUUUACGGCGUCGACUCAUCGUUGGGAAAUGUUGAAUGCAAAAGUCACGUUAAAAGGUCUGUCUGAAACUAGGUGGUCAGCUCGUGAAGAUGCUUGUAGAUCACUUAACAAAAACUGGGAUUUGGUCAUUGGAGUGUUGAAAACAAUUUUGGAUGAUACUAGUCAAAAACCAACUACUCGUUGUGAAGCCAAAGGGUUAUUGCAAAAGUUAAACCGCCUAGAAUGUGCUCUGAUGGCUGUAUUUUGGGGUGAUGUUCUUGAAAUUUCGAAUAAAACAAGUAAAAAGUUACAAUCUGUGAGUAUUGAUUUAAUCACUGUGGUUCAACUUUAUGAUUCAAUAAUAUAUUAUGUUAAAUCAGCUCGGAGUAGAAAUAGAUUUAUGGACUAUGAAAGUUCUGCUAAAGACUUGUCUGGAUUAAGUGACUAUAAAGAUAAUGAGAAACGAAAAAGAAGACGGAAAUUACCACAUGGCGAAACCAGAUCCAAUGAAGUGACAUUAUCUGGUCGAGAACAUUUUAUUGUAAUGACAUAUUUUUUUAUACUAGAUAAUUUACAAUCAGAGUUACAAAAACGCAAGUCUGCAUAUGAUGAUUUAGUAAAAAAAUUUUCCUUUUUUCAUAAUAUAAUACAGCAUUCAAAUAAUGAAAUUCGUAAAAGUGCAAAGGAAUUAUGUGAAGAUUAUCCAAAUGAUUUAAAUAUAAGUUUGGUUAGUGAGGUGGUUCAGCUACAAGGGCACAUCCAUAGCUUAGGGACUUCUGGCAAUAAUCCUCAAACUAUUUUGGAACUCAUGUUAUGGAUAAGAAGUAACAAUUUUAUAAUUUUGUAUCCAUACGUAGAAAUUGCACUACGUAUUUUUUUAUCAACGGCAUCUACUAACUGUUCAGCUGAACGUUCGUUUUCAGUGCUAAAACGAGUAAAAAAUUAUUUAAGGUCAACAAUGAAUCAAGAAAGGUGUUCUGCGUUGGCUUUAUUGACAAUAGAAUCUGAUAUAACCAGUAAAACAGAUUUCGAAGAGAUGAUAAUUUUAUUCUCAAACCUUCAGUCCAGGAGAAAGUUAUAA
Messenger RNA from Macrosiphum euphorbiae (potato aphid), 1227 nucleotides. The record is from the annotation of a GenBank genome assembly. NCBI's taxonomy places the organism in Eukaryota, Metazoa, Arthropoda, Insecta, Hemiptera, Aphididae.